AUGUUGAACUUUAUCCUCAUCCAGAACCGACAGGGCAAAACCCGCCUAGCAAAAUGGUACGUCCCCUACAGCGACGACGAAAAAGUCAAGGUCAAGGGCGAGGUCCACCGCCUCGUCGCCCCCCGCGACCAAAAGUACCAAUCCAACUUUGUAGAGUUCCGCAACCACAAGAUCGUCUACCGCCGCUACGCCGGCCUCUUCUUCUGCGCCUGCGUCGACACAAACGACAACGAGCUCGCCUAUCUAGAGGCUAUCCACUUUUUUGUUGAAGUCUUGGAUGCAUUCUUUGGCAACGUCUGCGAGCUGGAUCUGGUGUUUAACUUUUACAAGGUGUACGCCAUCCUGGACGAGGUCUUCCUCGCAGGGGAGAUUGAGGAGACGUCGAAGCAGGUUGUGUUGACUAGGUUGGAGCAUUUGGAUAAGUUGGAGUGA
Molecule: messenger RNA, 432 nt
Organism: Podospora anserina S mat+
Lineage: Eukaryota; Fungi; Ascomycota; Sordariomycetes; Sordariales; Podosporaceae
Exons: 3
Coding region: 1-432 (143 amino acids)
Biological process (GO): protein transport; clathrin-dependent endocytosis
Cellular component (GO): intracellular membrane-bounded organelle; AP-2 adaptor complex
Molecular function (GO): clathrin-cargo adaptor activity
Source: RefSeq, a predicted model, not a curated record